CUCUGACUCUCUUUCUCUAUAUUUCUAAUUGUCCCAAAACUUUUACGUAAGAUAGACGAUGCUAUAUAUAGGAGAUUCACUAAUUUUCUUGGUGCAUCUUUGAAGAAUCUUCUGAACAUAUGUGUCUGUAUAUACUUCUACAAUGUUUAGUCUAAUGAUGGUCUUAAUUAGCGAACAUACUUUUUUCUGGGAUUACAAAACUUGAAUUCCUAAAAUCUAUCUUCACUUUAAACUUGUGAAGAGUAUCACUCUAAACGACGUAUUUUAUUUAUCGUUGUAGUACAUGGGAUUUCCAUUACGUCUGGUUUCAACCGCUCCCUCUCUAUGUGAUCUAGCUAGCAUAUAUGUGUCGUAGCUGUAAUGUAUUGUAUGAUCUCUCAAAAAAAUUCUGUAUUAAUUGACUUCACGUAUGGAAAAGAAUGUUGUUAUUAGAUGAGAACAUGUUAGUGUAAAUUUGGUUUCACCUGUUGACUUCACCAGUCUGUUCUUUCAUGGUGUACAAGCUCCAAGCUAUCAACUGGUCUAACUAUUUUCAUUUGGUUUUAGUCUCAAUCCGUUCAUUCAUUGCAGGAAUUCAGAGUAGUUAUACCAAGACCUAAGUUUUUACCAAGCUCAUAUGUUCAAAGCACCUACGAUUACAGCCAAAAAUGGUUCUUCCUCUCCGUAUGGUCUCAUGCUCAACUGACAUUGGCCUCCCACUGUGUCCUGUCUACAGAUUUGGGCAUACCUGCAAAUUUGAUCACUCCAUGAGCUCUUCUUCUUCUUCACUAAGCUACAUCCCGAUGGUUUCUUCAGUCACUGAUAUGCCCCUCAUGCCUUACCCUCUUGAGUACUCAUUGCUCAGCACAUUAGCUCUAUCAUCAUCAUCCUCAGAUGAAAACGCACAGGGCUUCACUCUCCAAGCUCCAAGUAAACUCAAAACCACAACACAAGUGGUGGCUCUGAACCAUUGCUGCUGAAGCCUCUCCGUCUUCUUCUUUAACCACCAGCCUGAGCCAUUCUGAUCCUGCUGAGACCAAAAAGAAGACUCAGUUAGCAUUGAGUUUAAGACUUCGAAGUUAAAGAUACGAAGCUCAAAGGAGAGAACCUCGCUCUAUUUUAAACCCAGGUUUCUGGACUGGUGUUGCGGUUCCUGUUGGUGUGCCACGCAAAGACGAUGCCUUCAGGACUGAUCCGAUGAAAUUGCUGAACAAGAGGAAUCUCAAGGGUACUUUCUUUGGCAACUACAAACCCAAAACUGACAUUCCAGGGGUUGUCAAAAAAUA
This is a messenger RNA of Brassica oleracea var. oleracea, 1265 nucleotides long. Its product is annotated as zinc finger CCCH domain-containing protein 34-like. The coding region runs from base 648 to 959 and encodes 103 amino acids. The record is from RefSeq and is a predicted model, not a curated record. Lineage: Eukaryota; Viridiplantae; Streptophyta; Magnoliopsida; Brassicales; Brassicaceae. The transcript has 2 exons.